Messenger RNA from Chara braunii, 2650 nucleotides. The record is from the annotation of a GenBank genome assembly. Lineage: Eukaryota; Viridiplantae; Streptophyta; Charophyceae; Charales; Characeae.
CGAACUCCCGUACGUAUGGAGGUCGACCCGGGGACCUCCGUAUGUCCAGAUUUGACAGGUAAAAAGCCAGGCAACUGUUACAGUGUUUUGAACUUCUCUCUCUCUCUCUCUCUCUCUCUCUCUCUCUCUCUCUCUCUCUCUCUCUCUCUCUCUCUCUCUCUCUCUCUCCCUUCCUAUCACUCUUUUAAUUGGAGGAAUCGACGAGGAUCAGAUCUCAAGUGGCCGCAUCGAAAUGGGGAAGCGUGCUGUCCUCGUUGGCUGCAAUUACCCCGGCACGGACUUUGAGCUUGGUGGAAGCGUAAAUGACGUGAAGAUUGUCAAGGAGAUGCUGAUUGAGACAUACGGAUUUAAAGAAGAGACUAGCGAUGACUUCAAGAAGAUUCUGACGAAGUUUCCUCUGAACGAGGGUGCGACGUUCACGGUCAUUGCGGAUGCUUCUCAAAGUGAUGGAUUGCUCGAAGGUCACGAGGUAAUCAAUCCACCGCAACCACCUCGGAUGCUUUUGAGGCGAAUAAAGGAGGAGGCAGAGGAAGGUGGUGAGGACGAGGCAGUGGUUGCGAAGAGUGCAGGCGAAGCAAGUGUUGCGACAGAGGGAGCUGCAGUCUCGAAGACCAAUGCAUCGUCAGCACGUGCUCCAGCUGCUGACGAGACCACAGAGGACAAGAAGGCUGUAGUCAAACCGAAGGAUCCUGCUGCCACACCAGCGAAGGAAACCGCAACUGCAGCCAAGGAAGCAGCACCUGCGGCAGCAGCAGCCGCGGCAGCAGCAGCCAAGGAGCCAGCAACGGCAGCCGUCAAACAACCUGCAGCUCCCAAGGAGUCGGCACCAACAGCAUCCAAGAAGUCUGCGACUGUGGUGAAGGAGGGCCCUGCUGCAGGUCACGCAAAGUCUUCCGGUGCUGUCCCCACAAAGCCUGCAGUGUCCGCAAAGGCGGCAGCUGCUCCGUCCACGAAAUCUGCAGCUUCAGCGAACACAAAGAAUGCCACAGCGACACCCACAAGGUCUCUACCGACUGCUCCCACGAAGCCCGCACCUGCAGCAGCACCCAUGAAGGCUGAUGCGGCGCCCCCUUUGACCACCGUCAGUAAGUCUCUGACGGUUGAGGUGACUGAGAAGCCUGGCACUGCAGCAGUGCCAGAGCCAGCAGCAAAUGGCUCUGCAGAAGAUUCCGCAGCUGGCGCAAGGACUAAGCGCGGAACGGAGCAAGAAGAGGGCGGAAAGGUUGUUAUAGAAGCGAAUGAAAGUGCGGAAACAGAUAAAGAAGCAGGGAAUGAAGCGACUGGCAACGAUACAGAAGGGAAUGAAGCUGAGGUGGUGAAAGUAGUUGGCCCACAGUCACGGCAAAUCGAUCUUGACACUUUCCUCGACGCCCUCAGCCAAAAGGGGAAGAAGAAAGCUGCAAAGGGGAACAUCAGAAGGAGCCUUCAUGAACAAUUUGGCGACUCCUCCAGCAGAACGGUGAAGAACUAUGUUCAAAAGCUGAGGAGGCAGAAGAGUAGCCCGAUCCACAGGCGGGGCUUGUCAGCAUUGAUGGAAAUGUUUGCAUGCGGUGCGGUUGAGGCCCAGCAAGGAAAGGGCAACCAAGCAGCUGCAAAAGGUCCUGCUAUUAUUGACUCAGAUGAGAGUAGGACCAUUGACUUAGGUGCCCAUGAGGAGAUUCAGCAUAUACAGUCAUGCGUUCUUCUAACAGAUGUAGAGAACGAGUGGAGACGGAACCGAUGUGUUCCAUGCAUGGAGGGUAAGCUUUGGGGCAAGUUUGGGCUGCUUCGCUUUGGACUCUGUGAGUAUAAGAAUUAGCAGUUAUGUUCUGAGAGACGUCUCUCUCUCUCUCUCUCUCUCUCUCUCUCUCUCUCUCGCUCGCUCUCGCUCUGAGAUGCUGUGGUUAGUUGAAUCGGCUUUGCCAAGCAACAUUUUUUAGGCUGCGAGCGAGGACAAAAUCAGAUCUUGGAGGCAGGAAUGUUGAAGAGGUCCCGCCAAAAUCUUGUCUGUACAUGAAGAAGUGCAUUCUGGGGCAUGCCGGCUGAUCAAUUUGGCCUCAGUCCACUACUCAACACUUGACAGGUAUCUGGACGGGAACGUAGAGCACAUGCAUUUGGACUGAAUGAACAUUUCGAAUGACAGGUCCACAUACACUUCGUAUGCUGUGUAUCCACCCGGGCUUAGCAGAGAAACCAUCUGGUAGGUGAGGGAGAAACACGAGGCGGCAGGAAUUUAGCACCGGUCCACGCAUUGUUGUUUAUGCAGCAGGAGGUGCGGGUAUACUCAACAUUGGACAGGUACCUGGACUGGCACCUAGACUACAUGCAAUUGGACUGAUCAAACAGUUAGAAUGUAUUGAACCUGUAACAGGUCCAGAUACAUUCAGUAUGCACUGGCAGAGAAACCAUAUAUUAUCUGCAAGAUGCAGGAUAACUCAGAGGCGGCAAGAAUUUAGCACUGGUCCACGAGACUCCAUGGACUGUCUGUCGUUUGCGCAGCAGCAGGUGCAUAUCUGGUGUAUGGUACUGGAUAGCCUGGUGGAGUGUCCGAAUCUAUCAGCAAUUCGGGACCAGAUACAUGUCUUCACCACAUUCAAGCUGGUGGGCAAUAUACCACACUCGGACUUUGUACUCGUUAUUUUUGUGGACGUAAUUGCGGCCAAAUACAUCC